Messenger RNA from Impatiens glandulifera, 1005 nucleotides. Its product is annotated as mitochondrial acidic protein MAM33. The transcript has 3 exons. Lineage: Eukaryota; Viridiplantae; Streptophyta; Magnoliopsida; Ericales; Balsaminaceae. Bases 111 to 812 code for a protein of 233 amino acids. The record is from RefSeq and is a predicted model, not a curated record. Gene Ontology annotation, cellular component: mitochondrial matrix.
UACGAUCACUUCUUCUCAGUCGCCGGCGCCAAAUUGAAAUUUAUACUUCGACCGACCGACCGACCGACCGACGAACAUCUAAGAUUUACAAGUGAAGACGAAGGAUUGAAAUGUUGAGACAAGCGAUCAAACGUGUUACCGUUGCACUGCAACCUUCACACAUGAUUAUAUCUCGACAAUCUUCAAGUGUUUCCUCUGCAAUCAACUCUAUCGUACUCAAAUCCCUCAAAGAACACUACCUUGAAGUCUCCAAAUUGUCUCCUCCACCUAAAGUAAACCCACCUGCACCCUUCACAGUUAUUAAAGGGUCACUUGAUAGUACUGGUCCUGUUUUGAAACGAAAUUAUGGUGAGGAGGAGAUUAGUCUGUAUGUUAUGCGAUUAGCGAAUAUUACUUCAGGUGGAGUAGGAGAUGAUGCUGAUGAGAGUGAAAAUGGAAUUAAUCAGUUGUUUCUUCAUGUGGAUAUCUCGAAGCCUGGUCAGAAAGAAUCUUUGCAUUUUUUGUGUGGGUUAUACCCAGAUGCAAUUGGAAUUCAUUCUGUUUCUAUGAGGCCAAAGCUUGAUAAUGCUGCUUCGGGAUUUCUUCAUAUUCCCACUAAGUAUCAUGGCCCUGAUUUUCAGGAUCUUGAUGAAAGAAUGAGAGAUGCAUUACACGGUUAUAUUGAAGAACGAGGCAUAAACGAGGCCCUAUUUCAUUUCCUUCAAGCUUGGCUAUAUGUGAAGGAUCACCGGAAUCUUUUGCGCUGGUUUAGAUCAAUUGGCCAAUUUGUCGAUGACCAGAAGAAAUCCACAGUUGCUGCUUCAACAGGUUAAAAUAGAUUCAAACAUCACCCCAAGGAUAGAUUGAUUAUUGCUGGUUUUAAGUUGAAAAUGAGAAAAGUUUCCAUUUUAUUAAUCCAUAUGUUUUCCAUGUUUUUUGUACUGAUAGUUGGUAAAACAUAUAUUACAUUUACUAUUUUAAUUGGCUGCUGCAUUGUUUCUUCAGAUGAAUAUUGUUUAGAGUGCU